This is a messenger RNA of Ogataea philodendri, 363 nucleotides long. RefSeq lists its product as uncharacterized. Lineage: Eukaryota; Fungi; Ascomycota; Pichiomycetes; Pichiales; Pichiaceae. The coding region runs from base 1 to 363 and encodes 120 amino acids. The record is from RefSeq and is a predicted model, not a curated record. The transcript has a single exon.
AUGUUGAGAAAUAUGGGUGUCAAUCUCACCCAGCUCAAUUCUGAAACCUCUGAUCUUGACCUGAUCGUCAGCACGACCACAACAUUCGCAGUUUCCGUCCGGCAAGUAUCUUCCAAGAUCUCCAGUACGGUAAAGUCUGUCUCUUGGGCCCUUCCAAACCUCUCUCCAUGGCUCACCCUUGUCAAGUUCUUUAUCCUUGGCAAUGAAUUUGUCUGGGGAAGUGUACCAGUUGGUGACGAAUUUCUGUUUAUUGAGCUCGUCGUUCUUUCUGUAACCUUCAGCAAGACCAGCAGCUCUCACGUAAAUCUCACCAACCUCACCAACACCACAGGUUUGGGUUCUGUCGUUUCUAUUAACAACUAA